Molecule: messenger RNA, 1170 nt
Organism: Penicillium manginii
Lineage: Eukaryota; Fungi; Ascomycota; Eurotiomycetes; Eurotiales; Aspergillaceae
Exons: 1
Coding region: 1-1170 (389 amino acids)
Molecular function (GO): acyltransferase activity, transferring groups other than amino-acyl groups
Source: RefSeq, a predicted model, not a curated record
AUGCCGAGCACCCAGACUGGCGACCCCAUCCUGAUGCCUCGAUUCAAUGUCAUCGAAGGCGGAAUAGUGUUAACUAUUUCGAUCGCACAUGCUAUGUGCGAUCUCGUACAGUGUAUGGACGUGAUGGGAUCUUGGGCACGUCAAACGUGCGCUGUUGCCAAUGCGCGGACAAAGAACAUGCCUGAGCCUCCGCUGCCGCAACAAAUAGCAGCCAACUUGAUGGAUCGCUCGAUGUUGACGCCUAAUGUGCAGACUGAGCAUGAUCUCGACAAGUUAGCAGCUCGCGUGGGAAAUCUCCCACAUUGGCAAAUCCUCGACCCUCGCGAUCCCCAAAAGAUGGCCAAGACAAUAGACGACCUUUUCACCAAGGCUCGUUUGACAGACAAUGAUCGGGCCAAAUUUCCUGAAGGAAAGCUUCGUCAGCUAUCGACUUGUAUAUGGACCUUCCCUCAAUCAUCAAUCCAAAAACUGAAGCUCGUCGCCGAGAGAGCAUCGCCGAAAGAAACCAAGUUAUCAUCCAUCGACUGUCUGACAGCGUUUACUUGGCAGCGUUUCUUCGCGGCCAAAUGGGCCCCCGGUGUUUCUGGCGCGGAGCCUAUACCUAAAACGACGCGUAUCGCUUACGUUGGGAGUGUACGCCGCCGCCUGACACCACCUUUGCCUUUCGAUUACAUGCCGGCUUGCCUGGACGUAUUCCCAGUUGCUGCAAAGACUGGUGACUUCGCAUCUCCAGCCCCAGAGGCCUUGGCCAAAGCAGCAGCGCUGAUUCGCAGAAGUAACAACAACUGGAGCGAAGAGAAAUUCCACGAAAUGAUCGAGAUUGCGCAAAUGCACCCUAUGAGCCCGGGGCUAGUACCAGCAGGUCCCCUCGAUGCCUUUGUCACAGAUCACACACGUCUAGGCCCAGCCAUACGUGAAGACUGGGGUCCUAGCCUCGGCCGGUGUGAGGCGUAUCGUGAGCCAUAUUUUGGCCGGGUGCCUCCGCAUGGCGAGUUUACUCUCCUGCCAGGUUGUAAGAUUGGCGAAGUCGAUGUUAUGAUUGCUGGCGAAGCUGUUGUCUUGGAACGGCUGAGAGAUGACAAGGAACUGAAUGCCAUGGCUUCAUGUCAGUUCAUCAUGGACGACUUCGUCAAGAAAGCCGCGAAGAAUCGGCGCUCUGCGAAAUUAUAA